Molecule: messenger RNA, 2091 nt
Organism: Fusarium proliferatum ET1
Lineage: Eukaryota; Fungi; Ascomycota; Sordariomycetes; Hypocreales; Nectriaceae
Exons: 1
Coding region: 1-2091 (696 amino acids)
Source: RefSeq, a predicted model, not a curated record
AUGCAAGAAUUUCGAAGAAUACGCAGCAAUGUUCCGCAGUUGAAUCAUCUUUGUGAUAUCUGCUCGUCCCGAUUCCCUUCUAAAGGUCCAUGGCCAUGGCUUCUCGACUUUCUGUGUACCAAAGAUAUUGACGGCGUAUCAAUUGGAUACACCUCCAUCUUGCAACUUCAGCAGUCUGCCGGAAAAAUGUGCCAUUUUUGUACUCUCCUCCUGGAAGCUAUCCUUCCCGAGAGAAUGAUGAUCGGAUUGGCGAAUGAUGCAGAGCUCGCAGCUAAUAACUGUUUCCAACUUCAAAUGCUGCCUGACAGCGGAAAAUGGAUCCUACGGAUGCGACAUUUAUUGAACAACAAAGUCAAGGAUUUGCUCCUUGUACGAUCCUUGAUAAAAGCAGACAGCGGAUCCUGGACUUUACAGCCAGCAAUUGGGAUCCCUAUGAGUCUCAGCAUUAUCCAGACACAAUCAACAUACAACAUUCACCCUCUUGUAGUUCAGAAAAUCAAGGAAUGGCUCCGAAACUGCCUUAGCCAACACACUGGAUGCCAAGGACUACACUGGGUUGACAAUGUAGUAGAAAAUCCCACAUUCCGGCUGAUUGAUAUCGGUGUAGGUGCUGACUCCAACAUUCACCUCGUUGAUGCACACAGCACUGGAGAGGCCUUGAAAUAUAUCACCCUGAGCUACCGAUGGACGUCAGAGACUGGAAAGACAAGCCUGAAAAGAUCGAAUAAGAAUGGGUUCUACAAAUCAAUCACUAUUCUGGAAUGGCCUGAGAUAUAUACAGACGCUCUAUAUAUCGCGCGACAACUAGAAGUUCGUUAUAUAUGGGUUGACUCUCUUUGUAUUGUGCAAGAUGAUGAGAAGGACUGGGAAAGGCAAGCCGCUCAGAUGGACGCUAUCUACAUGAAUGGAGUAUUGAACCUCGCAGGAAUCGAAGGACAUCGAUGUGCAGGACUUUCAAUGACAAGAAAUCCGCUACGUGUAUCACCAUGCAGCUUGACCAGCCAUUAUUCACCGUCAGACAACACAGAGGAGAAUUGGCUCUGUUUUCGGCCAGACGAUUUCGAAAAGUCUGUCAAUAAAUCUCCAUUAUAUGAAAGGGGUUGGACAUUUCAGGAGCGUGUUUUGUCGAAGCGGACAGUUCACUUUGGUGAUCAACUCUUCUGGGAGUGUUCCUGUCUGCGUGCCUCUGAGGCAUUCCCCCUUGGAAUCGAUCAUCCUGAUCAUUGCGCUGCUGACGAUGCAAUUCUGCGAAUCAAAAAAGAGCUUAGGAGUCAUCAAAGUUCUAGUCAGGAAGAACCAUUCCCUGGUAGUUCGAAACUUCACUUGUUGUGGUCAACUGUCAUACGAAACUACUCAGACACAAAACUGACGAAAUCUAGCGACAGACUUGUUGCUCUGGUAGGGAUUGCCAAUAUUAUUUCACGAUCAUAUGGCGUGAAUAAAAGCGAUUACGCAGCCGGCCUAUGGAAGCCACAUCUCGCACAUCAGCUUCUCUGGGCUCGGAAGCAAGCUCAGUACACAGAUGAAGACACGAAAAUGUCUUCUUGCCUUGUAAAUCACUUUCCUUCAUGGUCUUGGGCCAGUUGUCCAGGCCAAAUGCGUUUUAUGAGCAUAUACACCAUGUUUUCGCGGUCUUUCAUCAAGUUGGAAUAUGAUAACGCUUCCAACGACCACGAUAUGUCGUCAGGCCCAACCAAUCUGGUUAUUAGCGGACGACUCAUGCCUUGUGAAGAGGUUAGAGAUCAGAUAGCAUCAGCGCUAUCAUGCCUCCAACAAUCAGUGACGGUCACAACGGCUGAUGCAAACUUCAAAAAGGCGUUCAAAGUAGAUAUUGAGCUAGAUCGGCCAAUAUCAAGCGCUCUAUCACGACUGCAGCUCCUGCCAGUCCUGCGACCUGUUGGCUCUACUAUAUUUGGCCUUGUUCUUUGUUUCAAGGAGCUCAGCGGGAGUAAUGAUAUCUACAAGCGGCUCGGGGUAUUCUAUUGCGACGUGAAUGCCCUAGAAAACCACCUAGGGCGCUGUUCGGACGUGGAGUUAUCAGGAGACUUGGAAACCAUCUUCGGAACAAAGUCGACAUUUCACCUAGCUUAG